AGUUCACAUUACAGAAAUUUGAAGAUUCAAGUGAGGACUCUGAGAGUAUUUUUGAAUGUCUUGUCAAGAAGUGUAGUGAUCAUUUCCAUGGAGCUGCAGAUCAAUCAAGUGAUGAUCAAUCAGGUGAUGAAUACAUUAAAGAAUCUCCAAAGAAGUAUCCUCUUUUUAAGCCUGACAUUGAAGGGAAAGACUUGGAUCCAAAAAGUGCAUUAGGAAUGGAAGAUAUACAGACUUUAGCAUCAGCAAAAUCAGAUUUAGAUGUGACAUCAACAGAAAAUCAAAAAACCCACAGUGAUAGUACAACUAAUUUGCCAUUGCAUUUUCCACAGAAGGAGGAGACUGAUGAUUUAACUGGAAGUGCAUGUCUACAAGGACAUAAUACAGCAAUUGGACAAAUGAAAGAACUGGUGGCUGAAGCAACAUCAGAAGAGGAAGAAAGUGAGGCUGGCAGAGACAGCACCCAGGCUUCUAGUGUUUCUGAGACUUAUGGACUAAAGAAGAUUUGGGGUUAUUUACAGAGGACACCAGACCAACGAACACAAACUAUGGCAACUGGAGAAAUGAAUGCAGAAAUUAAAGAAGUUACAUCAAGAGAUGAGCAAAGCGAACAUGAAAGCAGUACAAGCGAUCACUCGUGGACCAUCUCAGAUCCUCUGCCACAGAAAGUAGAUGUGAGUCACUUAGCUAGAAGCAGAGAUCAGAGAGGAGAAAAUACAGCCAGAGAAGAACUGAAAGGCAAUGAAGUAACAUCCAUAGAAAAGUACAGAAGGCUUGAUAGCAGUGAAAGUAUAGAAUCACUGCCUACGGCUGAGUCUCCUCUGCAGAGGCAAGAUGUGGGUCAUUUACCAGAGACUGACGAUCCAAGAAGAGAAACUACUGGAAAUGGUGAAAUGAAAGUAUUUUUAGACUUCUCAAAGGAAGACCCUUCUCAACUCAAGCCUACCAUUAAAAAGAAAAGUUCAUUUCUAAACAGAGAAGUGGCAAAGAGGCAUGAAAGGUCAUGGGAGUCAGCAGACCCAGACAAAGAAAUGACAUCAAUAGAAGAGCAAAGAAGUCAUAUGCUUGGUGAAAGGGAUGAGUCACUGCAGUCUGCCACUGGUUGUACUGAGCAGAAGGAAGAUGUGGGCCAUUUAGUUGGGGCUGGAGAUCAAGGAAGAGAAAGUAUGACAAGAUAUACAAUGAGAGUAUCUCUAUGCAGAGAGGUGUCAACCACAGAAGAACAAAGCAGACAAGACAGCCAGGAAAGUGUUCAGUUGUCAGUUCUCUCUGAGCCUCAUCUACUGAAGGAGGAUGUUGUUCAUUUUACUGGGAUUCCAAUUGAAGAAAAAGAAAACAUAGCAAGUAUAGAAAUGAAAGCAGUAUCAAGCAUAGAAGUGACGUCCACUGAAGAGCACAAAAUGGAUAACAGCUCUGAAUGUUCAGAGUCAAUGCCUAUGUAUGAGUGUCUUCUACAGAAGAGAGAUGUGAGUCGUUUACCUGGGACUGCAGAUCAAAGAAGAAAAAACAUUACAAGUGGAGAGAUGAAAGGCUUUCCAAAGGAAUAUAUGCCCCAAUUCAAGCCUAUCGUUCAAAGGGAAAGUUUGUUUGAAUACACAGCAGUAGUAAGCAUGCAUGAAAGUACAAGCGAAUCAGAAGAACCAGGCAAUGAAGUACCAUCAACAGAAGAACUCACAAGGCCUGAGGACCAUCAAAGUGUACAGUCAUGGACUACCUCUGAGACCUUUUCACAGGAGGAUAAUGUGGUUCCUUUAGCUGGGACAAAAGAUGAAGGACCAGAAGAUGUCACAAAUGCAGAAGUGAAAGCAGUUCCAGACAAAAAAAUGAUAUCAACAGAACAACAAAAACAUGACAGCCAUGGAAAUAGUCAUUCACUGACAACCCCGGAGACUGCUACAUAUAUGGAAGAUGUGCUUCAUUUUUCUGUGCCUGCAGACCAAAUACUAGAAAAUAUGGCAAAUGCAGAAACUAAAGACAAAGAAGUGACUUCAGAAGAAGAGCAAUCAAGGCAUUGCUACAGUGAAAGAGUUAAGUCCAUGCUAUGUUAAUAUUUAUAUUGACAAUUGUCAUUCAAUACUGUUUGUUUAACAAGGUAGCUUAGGUAAACAAAUUAUACUUUAGAUUAUCCUAUAGAGCAAAUGGUUAUAACAAUAUUUAUCCCUAAAAUGUU
Peromyscus leucopus (white-footed mouse) is the source of this 2167-nucleotide messenger RNA. RefSeq lists its product as uncharacterized. Lineage: Eukaryota; Metazoa; Chordata; Mammalia; Rodentia; Cricetidae. The coding region runs from base 216 to 2045 and encodes 609 amino acids. The transcript is spliced from 27 exons. The record is from RefSeq and is a predicted model, not a curated record.